Vitis riparia (riverbank grape) is the source of this 1083-nucleotide messenger RNA. Its product is annotated as laccase-14-like. The coding region runs from base 1 to 1065 and encodes 354 amino acids. NCBI's taxonomy places the organism in Eukaryota, Viridiplantae, Streptophyta, Magnoliopsida, Vitales, Vitaceae. The record is from RefSeq and is a predicted model, not a curated record. The transcript has 2 exons. Gene Ontology annotation, molecular function: oxidoreductase activity; copper ion binding.
AUGGAUCAUGGAAAGACCUAUCUACUUUGCAUAAUCAAUGCUGCCUUGCACGAGGCUCUCUUCUUCGCCAUAGCCAAGCAUAAAAUGACAGUGGUUGGAACAGAUGGUAGCUACACGAAACCAUUGACACGAGAUUAUAUCACAAUAUUUCCUGGCCAAACCUACGAUGUCUUACUAGAAGCUAACCAACACCCGAAUCACUAUUACAUGACGGCUAUAACUUAUUUUGUUGCCCCAAAAUAUCGAGACUUUUAUGAUAACACAACCACCACAGCUAUUGUACAGUACAGGGGAUACUACACACCAUCUUCACCUCCCUUCUCACCUGAUCUUCCUGCAUACAAUGACACAAAUGCAUCGGUUCAGGUCAUGGCCGGCCUUCAAAGCUUAGCAGAUGCGGAACAUCCUUGCAAUGUCCCAUUGAGCAUGAGCACUAACCUGUUUUACACUCUUUCUAUGAACUCGUACCCAUGCGUCAAUGAUUCAUGUGCAGGGCCCAAUGGGACGCGAUUCUCCUCAAGUAUAAACAACAUAAGCUUUCAUUCGCCUACAAUUGCCAUACUAGAAGCUUACUAUUAUAACAUCAGUGGUGUAUAUGGAAAUAACUUUCCUAGCUUUCCACCACUGGUGUUCGAUUUUACAUAUGAUUAUCUUCCAUUAACCUAUCAGUUGCCGAGCAGCGGGACAGAAGUAAGGGUGCUCGAGUAUAACUCCACAGUGGAGAUUAUUCUUCAAGGGACAGCCGUGCUUGCAGAGACACACCACCCCAUGUAUCUCCAUGGAUACAGUUUCUAUGUUGUUGGAUGGGGAUUUGGGAAUUUCGAUGGAAAUAGGGACCCUUUGCGCUAUAAUCUGGUGGAUCCUCCCCUUCAGAAUACCAUCUCUGUUCCUUUGAAUGGUUGGGUUGCAAUCAGAUUCAAGGCAUCCAACCCUGGAGUGUGGUUCAUGCACUGCCAUAUAGAACGCCAUCUGACUUGGGGCAUGGAAACUGCGUUCAUAGUGAAAAAUGGUAAACACCCAGAAGCUCAAAUGCUGCCUCCUCCAUCCGACAUGCCACCAUGUUGAAGCUGCAAAGAAAUAACA